This is a messenger RNA of Dovyalis caffra, 183 nucleotides long. The record is from the annotation of a GenBank genome assembly. NCBI's taxonomy places the organism in Eukaryota, Viridiplantae, Streptophyta, Magnoliopsida, Malpighiales, Salicaceae.
AUGAAACAAAAGUCCAACCUCUCUCGAGAAAAAGAUGGAAUGAUAUCAAGGUACGUGGCUAGCAACCCAAUCAAAGUUAUGGGGACACAAAACUUUGCUGGACCCAUAAAUGAAAGAUGGCCGAAACAGGUUGAAGGAUCUGAUAAAAUGGAGCCUGUGGGGGCCAUGAUCGAUGCAUCUUAA